AUGACCACCAAUUUGUUGGAUAUACCACUAAAGCAAUCAAGGCCCCUAGAUUUGGGCGAAGAGCUAAGCAAGACGAUAACCGCGCGCUUUUUCCAACCUGCCGCAUCAUUCAAAUCCGAUCUCAGUUACAUCACUUCGAUUCGCAAUGAAGUCACAAAGAUCAGCAACGAUAUAACGUCAGUGAGCACCACCAACAAGGCGGAGAUUUUGCUGCAUUUGGACAAAUACUACGAGUACUUAAGCUCAUUACGUUCAAUUGAGGAGAAAUUCCCCCAUGACUGUGUUGAAUUUGCGUGGUUUAUUACAAUUUACAACUCUCCAAUUGGUCCCAUAAAGUUGCGAUCAUUCAAGUAUGAGCAAUUGUGCAUAAUUUUCCAAAUUGGAGUCACGUACUCUCAACUCGCGCUAAGGGAGUCGAGAAGCACGGAUGAGGGGUUAAGGAACUCGUGUCAGUAUUUCCAAAAUGCAGCUGGAUGUUUUAGUUAUCUAUUUGGAAUAAUUUCAAACGAGGGUGCUGUUGUUGUUGCAGUUGAAGUAUCUGGAGAUCUUUUAACACAAACUAUAUUGUGUCUCACGCAACUCAUGCUUGCUGAAGCACAGGAGACUAUUUGGCAAAAGGCGAAAAUGAGCGGGACUAGUAAAGACUCGGUGAUUGCUCGACUCUCGUAUCAAACGUCGCAAUACUAUGCUGAAGCAUUGUCGUUUGCCAAGCAGUCUGAUUUCAUUAAAUUGGAAUGGGUCAAUCAUAUUACUGUCAAACGGUUUCAUUUUUUAGCAGCGGCGCAUUAUAGAAGCAGUUUGGUAGCUUUGAAUUCGUUCCAGUAUGGAGAGCAAGUUGCUCAUUUGCGUGUAGCGUCAAAUGCAAUUGCUCAAGCUCUCAAACAUAAGAAAUAUGUCAAUGAAUGUGUUGUUGAGGAUGCUACGGGACUCGCUGAGACUAUUCGUUCAGCUUACAAAGUAGCCGAGAAGGACAAUGACUUGAUUUAUUUGAACAUUGUCCCUGCUGAUAGUGAGCUCAAACCUCUAAAUGGCGUUUCAAUGGUGAAGGCGAAUGAGUCCGUCAUUAAUGAGAAUGUGCAGGUGAAGCCCUUGUUUAAAGACUUGUUGCCUUACGUUGUUGUUCACUCUGCACAAGCAUUCAAGGAGCGGACUGAAGAGCACGUUAGGGUCAGUGUAUAUGAGCCCAUCCAGAAUUUGAAUCAUUCGAUUGGCAAAUUUCUCAAUGACAGGAAUCUUCCUGCAAGUAUUGAUGCACUUGAACAACCGGAGAACUUGCCUGAGGUCGUUGUUCGACAUUCACGAGAGAUUAUAAAUUCUGGUGGGGUGCAAGUGAUUGAAACUUCACUUGGCGACAUUCGCAAUUUAAGCAUGCAGUGUAGUAAACUUGUUGCCGAGUGUCAGAAUCGAAUAGAUCUCGAUAAACGUGAAGAUGAAAUGUUGAGAGAAAAGCAAGGAUAUCGUGUGGUUCACAGAAGUGGGUUGGGCAAGUUGGAACAAGUUUUGAUUGGAAAAAUCCAACGCAUGAGGGACUACCUCGAAGAAGCCAGAAAGGGAGAUGAGGUUGUUGUGAGAAGAUAUAUGGAGAUCAAGAAUGUUCUUGAAGUUUAUACUGGUGGGUUUCAAUCAUUGAACAGAUUUGUUCCCAAUUCCAAUUACGUGAAGUUGGACCAAAAGUUGUCGAAUUUAGUUUCUGAAUUGAGGAGACGCAUUGAUGAUUUACAGCUGUUGCAAUCAAGUAGACAAAAAUUCCUGAGGCAAUUGGACAUCAAAGUCAAGAAUGAUAGCAUCUUGCCCAAAUUGGUACAAGAGUAUAAACGAAAUGAAAAGAACAUCUAUGACAAGGAUGGUCAUUUCAAUUCAGCAAAGUUUGAACUCGUUUAUGAAGACCAUUUGAAAUUGCUUUCUUCUGACUUGUCAUUUCUUGAUGAAACAAGAGUACGACAAACCCACUUUGAGCAAGAAAUUGACAAUCUAAAUAACGAAUUCAUCCACGAGUUCAACACCACUGUGACUUCAACUCAACGUGCGAGACAAGAGGCAUUACAGACUCUCGAUACUGCAUUUGUAAAGUAUAACGAGAUUUUGAACAAUAUUUCCGAGGGGGUGAACUUCUACACUGAUUUCAUUACCAAGGGAAAUGUAGUGUUGGUGGAAUGUGAAGACUACUUGAGUAAACGACGAUUGGAGGGCCGUGAAAUUGAGUUGCAGAUAGUGAGGAGCCAGGAACAAGGGGAAAACGCGGCUGGUGAUGGACCGUCUAUUAUUUCUCUGGUUCCUAAGUCGUCAAAUGUAUGGAAUCCAAACUCUGAUAUCAAGUUUGGUUAA
This is a messenger RNA of Lodderomyces theae, 2325 nucleotides long. It is a transcript of the gene RIM20, whose product is annotated as Rim20p. Gene Ontology annotation, molecular function: protein binding. The transcript has a single exon. NCBI's taxonomy places the organism in Eukaryota, Fungi, Ascomycota, Pichiomycetes, Serinales, Debaryomycetaceae. The record is from RefSeq and is a predicted model, not a curated record. Bases 1 to 2325 code for a protein of 774 amino acids. Gene Ontology annotation, cellular component: endosome.